AUGUCGUGUAACAUAGAACCGCCUAAAAACGAUUACGAGGAACCCACACAAGAAUCUGUCAUUCCGGUGGAUACAUGCUGCAGUGCAUCUCCUGUUAAAUGUCUAUCCGAAACUAAAGUUCUACACAAUUCGACACAAUCUUUAACUCGAUGUCCAGUCGAUAUUCGCUGCAGUAGACAAAAUCUUAUUACACCAGUAGCAGACUACAGUAAAGAGAAAUCAUGUAGUGAGUUGUAUUCGAACGAUUUAUGUCCAGAGGUGGAGGCUAAAAAACAAAAAGAGGACUGCACUGUUGAUGGUAAAGAUAAUAUAGACGGCGAUAAUAAUGGUAAUGAUAUUAAAGACGACGAAACAUAUAAAAACAUAGGUACCAAAGACCCCGAAAAACCUAAACCCCCGCCCGUUCCUGUUAAAACGAUUAAAAGCAUGGGGAAAAAAAUCACUAAACCAAAAACGUCAAACAAAUAA
Molecule: messenger RNA, 468 nt
Organism: Macrosiphum euphorbiae (potato aphid)
Lineage: Eukaryota; Metazoa; Arthropoda; Insecta; Hemiptera; Aphididae
Source: the annotation of a GenBank genome assembly